UUUUGGCGUAAAGACAUGAAAGACCCCUGCGGUGUUGGGGCUCUUCUACUCCUCUAAGUGACUGCCAUUGUCAUUAGAGAAUCGUUUAAAAAACACAUUACUGUGUGAAACCCUAGAGAAACAUUUUUUUCACAAAACAAGAGCGACCCCCACCCCUCAAGAAACCAGGGUCAAAGUUCACAGGAAGCUGGGGGGCUGCCAUUUUUCCCUGCUGCUACUGCUAACGUUUAACGUUAGAUGCUAAAACCGACGGGGAGGGGCGGUUGGUUUUGGAUUUUGUAGCUAGCUGGAAUCAACUGAUCGAAAUCGUUAUAUAUAAUCCGCCAUUCCUCCGACCGUUGUCGCAAACAACCAUCGUUAUUGGAUGAAUUCGGCAUGGAGAAAGUAGCGGAGCCGUCUUGGACUUCUUCGUACACCUACCAGGUGAGCAAGCACAGUGCGGAGAUGCUACACAACCUCAAUGUUCAGAGGAAAGAUGGAGGCAGGUUCUGCGAUGUGGUCUUACGCGUCGGCGAGGAGAGCUUCCCUGCCCAUAAAGCGGUGUUGGCCGCCUGCAGUGAGUAUUUCGAGUCGGUCUUCGGCCGCCAGACUGAGGGCGACGGCGACGCCAAGGAGCUGGAGAUGCACACGAUCAGCCCGAAAGUUUUUAAAGACAUCUUGGACUUCGCCUACACCUCCAGGAUCGUGGUGCGACUGGAGUGCUUCCCGGAGUUGAUGACAGCUGCCAAGUUUCUGCUGAUGCGGUCGGUCAUUGAGAUCUGUCAGGAGGUCAUCAAACAGUCCAACGUGCAGAUCCUCGUCCCGACCUCUCGGGGAGGAGACGCCAGCCUUUUCCAGGCCACGGGCGCCACGGAGCUGGGUUUCCCGGUGGCACAGCAGGAUGUGGUAAACGGAACGGGAAUGCUGGUGGACGGUCAGAGCUUUGCUAACAAUGCGCAAAUGCAUGUGGAGGGGAGCGGAGACGCCGCCGCCGUUUUACUCGAGGACGGCGGCGAGUCAUCGGUGCCAAUGUUGGAGCCUGUCGAAGGGCUGUCGGUUUCCCCAUCAACGGAAAUAACGGGGAACACACUUCAUCACGACGCUGGCUCCCCAGGGUCAAAGAGGGGCAGGGGGAGACCAAAGAAAGCAGGUGGAGUGGUGGAGGCUGUACACUUCAAUCACAGCACCCAGAAAGACAAUGGGUUGUUUCCUUGCGGGACUUGCGGUAAAGCUUUUACAGAAGCUUCCCGCUUGAAGAACCACGAAGCGCAACAUGGAGCCUCCACUGGCGGUGUAAACAACGUCGGUGACAGCCUGUCAACGGCGGGCGGUAUGUCUUUAAUAUCUCACCCUGGUCUGGUGGAAAACGGCUUGCAGUUACACGGAGGGCUGACGCUGGAUAACGGUCGCAAACGGGAGAGGACCAGGCGACACGUCGGCUGUGACAUUUGCGGGAAAGUUUUCCGCGACGUUUACCACCUGAACCGACACAAGCUUUCCCACUCCGGGGAAAAGCCGUACGCAUGCCAUGUGUGCGGGCUCCGGUUCAAACGCAAGGACAGGAUGUCAUACCAUGUGCGGUCCCAUGACGGGUCAGUCGGAAAACCGUAUGUGUGCCAAAGCUGUGGUAAAGGUUUUUCAAGACCCGACCACCUGAAUGGACAUAUCAAACAAGUUCACACAACAGAGAGACCCCACAAGUGCCAGAUUUGUAAUGCCUCUUUUGCUACAAGAGAUCGCCUCCGGUCACACCUUGCAUGCCAUGAGGACAAAAUCCCCUGCAAAGUUUGUGGCAAGUUCCUGCGUGCUGCCUACAUGACAGACCACCUCAAGAAACACAGUGAAGGAACACAUAACUACUGUGGCAUUUGCAACAAAGACGGACAGGAAAACGCUGGGAAAUGUCCUCAUCUGGAAUCCGAAGAAUCAGAUCCUUCAUUUGGAGAAUUGCCCAACGGUGAUGAGCUUAAAUCUCCACACAAACCUGAUAGGCCGGAGCUCGAGAUGCCCUCUUUAGCCUGUAACGGAGCCUCUGCCGGGUCACUGGGGUCCCCAGAGGGAUCCAAAGCCAAGACGGACCCUGAGAAGAAGUUUACCUGCGGGAUCUGUGGUCAGGCCUUCCGCACCAAGUCCUACCUCAACAAGCACCAGCACAGAGUUCACAAAGCCCAGAAGGCCCAGGGGGUUUCAGGGUCCGGCUUAAGUGAGCUGGCCCCGUCCCUGACCUCUCCCUUCUCCCCUCAACAAAACAUGUCUCUGCUCGAGUCCUUUGGCUUUCAGAUUGUCCAGUCUGCUUUUGCCUCCUCACUGGUAGAUGCUGAGGCAGGUCAAAGUGGACUGGACUUUGGAGGGAAGUGACAUAUUUCUAGAGUUGUAAGAAAGCUUCUCACUUGUUGGACAAAGCCGGGUUGCCCACAGAAGAUGCUCUGUAUUUGGGAAUAUCUUUGCCUCAAGACUACUUUUUUUGUUUGUCACAUUGCUUAAUGUGUAUCCAAUAUUUUUGUCAGAGACCGCCAUACGAUUCCUACUUUUUCUACUUUUUCAGAGUAUGAAAAGUGAACGGUGUUUAUAUUUUCUCUGUAAAGAAAUUACAUGAAGGUUUUAUUUCCUUUAUCUGACGUGGAUCUGUUGAAGUUAUGUUUGGUAGGCUUUCAGUUGAUUUUGGCUUGUGUGUUAUUCUUAGCUGCACAUAUGUUCUUGACAUGAGAUGAAUUAUUUAGUGCAUUCUUAAAAUGAGAAAUGUGUUGUCUGUUGCCCACUUUAACUGCUCUGAUGUACUUCAAUCAACCCUUGGCCAUUACAACAAUUUUUAAUGUUUCAUAUUCCUUGUUCCCCUAAAGGCUGUAGACAGACAUCUUUACAUCAGAGCAACAAGAGGGCUGAGUUCUGUAUUUAUGUUGUUCUGUGUCUUUUUAAGAGGACUUUGUUUUUCUUAAGGACAGGGAUUUAAAUUGGCCUCAAUUUUGAUAGCAGGUUUUGUUUGGAAUCUGUUAAUUGUGAAUAACUUACAAUAUUCCCAACAGGCCCACGGCAUAUUCAUCACUUUUAUUAUUAUUAAGUAACAACUUUGUACAAAAAGAGUCAGUUUAAAGGCCGCUGAGUAGCACUGAUAGUUGUAAACAAGCUUAAGAAAUUACUAAUGACAGGAUUGUAGUCGACAACAGACAGUUAAGAAGCACUUUUGAACAGGUCAUUAAAACUCAAAAUUUGAAUUGUUACAGCAUUCACCAAGCGCAGUUUGCAACAUAAAAGCUGCCAAAAAGGAUCUCACCUAAAACAAAUGAAUAAUUAAGCUACCUCAUAAGAAAUUAACACCAUUGUGCUUUGUUGAUCAUAGCUUAAUCAAGCUUAAUUUUUCUGCUAACUUCAUUGGAUUAAGAGAAAAGAAAAAAAAGUCAUAGUUCAGAAAUGAAAAAAAAAAAAUGUAUUUAAAGCCCCAAUAGCACCUAAGCUUUUUUUUCUCAGUAUUUUUAAGAUCCAAUCUUGAAGUGCAGUCAUACUGAUAAAGCCACCUGGCUUUGAGGAUUGUUACCAUUCACCAUUAACCCAAGUGGUUGUGAAUCUUAACCAGAAAGCAAUGGUACACUGAUGUGACAGCUGACAAGAUGUGCAAAUCUACUGGCAGCUCACUUGGAUGUGAAAAGCCCAUCAUCAUUUUUUGAUUUGAUGAUUUGUAAAAUGAAUUAUUCAUAUGAAAAACUGCAAAAGUAAGGAGAGGAAAGCCAUUUAUUAUUGUGAUCUAUACUGUGUAAAGGAAUAUUUUUGAAAUGAAAUUUCUUUGUUUUUUAUCAUGUCAACAUAAAUUUUGAGUCAAAAUCAGUCUUGAAAUAUGCCUUGAGCUUGUUGGGAAUUAGCUUUGUAUUCCCCCCCCCCCCCCCGGCACGCCCCGACAAUGACAAUAUUUCCAAGUAUUGUUUGUUAGGUAUUAAACAGGGACCAAGGUCAGGUAUAUUUUCAGUAUAUAUUUUGAGAAAUGUAAAUUAUAUUUUAUUAACUUAUUCAUGCCCUCAUUUUUGUGUACAGUUUUUUUUAAUAGUCAAACAAAAAUCUCGUGAUUUGCUCAUUUUGGUAAUUUUUCACUCUAAAUUAUGUUAAAUGGAGUUGUGGAUUUUUUUCUUGUGUGUGUGUUGUGCAGCAGUUAAGGGGUUAGAGAAAGGAUUCACACCCUGAUCUACCAGCCUCUGGACCGACCAAACGUAAUGCAACUUUUACAGAGUCAAGUAAUUAAGCUCACUUUAAUUCUCCAGUGUUUCUUCAUCUUCAUCACGUUCACGUCUUGUAUUGACCACCCCCCCACACACACUAGCACCACUCCCACCACCACCCACCGCAGUAUCAGAGUUGCUUGUGCUGAUGUGUAGAUGACACAGCUUGUGUUUGCAUUAAUGGCUGCUCAGUUAAGGCACAAGCUAUCCAUCUUGGUUUCUUACAGUGAAAGUGUUUAAUUCAAACUGUGCAGUCCAAGACAUUCCUCUGAAACUUAAUUGAACAGUUUUUAUACUUAAACCCAAUAGGGAGUUAUUGAUUAAAAGAAAGUAUAUAAUUUGAGUUAAAUUCAGUUAAGGGCUGCAGCUAACUGAUUAUUUUCAUUAUUGAUUAAUCUGCAGAUUUUGAAUCAACAUGUCCAUUACAUGUUAAAAAAAAAACGACAAAAAAAAACAAACAGUUAGAUUAGGUUAAAAAACACAACUCACUCAAUUUGCUUUAUCUGUAUGACCAACAGUCCAAAACCCAAAGAUAUUCAGUAUACUGUCACACAAAGAAAAGCAGCAAACUUU
Messenger RNA from Seriola dumerili (greater amberjack), 4757 nucleotides. It is a transcript of the gene patz1, whose product is annotated as POZ/BTB and AT hook containing zinc finger 1. Bases 376 to 2337 code for a protein of 653 amino acids. Gene Ontology annotation, cellular component: nucleus. Gene Ontology annotation, molecular function: RNA polymerase II cis-regulatory region sequence-specific DNA binding; DNA-binding transcription factor activity, RNA polymerase II-specific; protein binding. Gene Ontology annotation, biological process: regulation of transcription by RNA polymerase II. The transcript is spliced from 4 exons. The record is from RefSeq and is a predicted model, not a curated record. Lineage: Eukaryota; Metazoa; Chordata; Actinopteri; Carangiformes; Carangidae.